AUGGCCCUCAAGCUCAAACAACGAAAUGUGUCUAGCAGUGCGUCCGCACCUACUGUGGACACGACUGCGAUCGUGCGCGGAGUCAUUGAUGAUAUCCGUGCAACCGGUGAUAAGGCUGUGAGAAGCUAUUCGGAGAAGUUCGACAAGUGGAGUCCUGCAAGCUUCAAGCUUUCGCAAGAAGAUAUUCAGUCUAUCAUCUCGACUGUGCCGCAGCAGAUUAUCGACGAUAUCAAGCAAGUUCAAGAGAAUGUGCGGACUUUCGCCCUGGCGCAGAGAGCUUGCAUUAAGGAUUUCGAGAUGGAGAUUCGACCUGGCGUGCACCUUGGUCACAAGAAUGUCCCCAUCAAUUCAAUUGGCGCGUACAUCCCCGGUGGUCGCUAUCCUCUCCUCGCCUCGGCCCAUAUGACGAUCCUCACUGCCAAAUGCGCUGGUGUUCCCCAUGUCACUGCCUGCACACCCCCGAUCGCCGGAAAGAUCCCCGCGAACACAAUCGCCGCGAUGUACUUCGCAGGUGCGGAUGACAUCUAUGUCCUGGGUGGUGUGCAAGCCGUCGCAUCGAUGGCCAUCGGAACCGAGACGAUGAAGAAGGUGGAUUUCAUUGCUGGACCAGGCAACGCAUUUGUCGCCGAGGCCAAGCGCCAGCUCUUCGGCGAAGAGAUCGGCAUCGAUCUUCCCGCCGGACCAACCGAGAUCCUGAUCGUCGCCGACGAACAUGCAGAUCCAUUCAUCCUCGCCACAGAUCUUCUCUCCCAAGCCGAGCACGGCCCCGACUCCCCAGCUGUCCUGAUCACCAACUCCAAGACCGUCGGCGAGAAGACCAUCUCCGAAGUUGACCGUCUGUUGAAGGUCCUUCCCACCGCCGACAUCGCAGGAGUCUCCUGGGACCGUCUCGGAGAGGUUAUCCUGGUCGAGGACCUAGAUGCAGCAUACAAGCUUGCAGACGAGUACGCAUACGAACACGUGCAGAUCCUCACACAGAACCCGCGCGAAGCUCUAACCAAGAUGUCCAACUACGGAGCCUUGUUCUUGGGCGAGAAGACCUGCGUCUCCUACGGUGAUAAGUGUAUUGGAACUAACCACGUUCUCCCAACUCGUGGUGCAGCCAGGUAUACUGGCGGUCUGUGGGUGGGUAAGUACCUCAAGACAGUGACCUAUCAAGAAGUCACAUCGGAGCAGGAGAGUGGCGAGCUUGGUCGUCUCUGUGGUCGAUCUGCACGUGCGGAGAACUUUGAGGGCCAUGCCCGUUCGGGUGAUGCUCGCGCGCAUCAAUACUUGGGAGACAAAUUUGAUUGGAUCUAG
Molecule: messenger RNA, 1299 nt
Organism: Penicillium odoratum
Lineage: Eukaryota; Fungi; Ascomycota; Eurotiomycetes; Eurotiales; Aspergillaceae
Product: histidinol dehydrogenase family protein
Exons: 2
Coding region: 1-1299 (432 amino acids)
Biological process (GO): L-histidine biosynthetic process
Cellular component (GO): cytoplasm
Molecular function (GO): histidinol dehydrogenase activity; metal ion binding; NAD binding
Source: RefSeq, a predicted model, not a curated record